Molecule: messenger RNA, 2257 nt
Organism: Brienomyrus brachyistius
Lineage: Eukaryota; Metazoa; Chordata; Actinopteri; Osteoglossiformes; Mormyridae
Gene: meox2b
Product: mesenchyme homeobox 2b
Exons: 3
Coding region: 524-1360 (278 amino acids)
Biological process (GO): positive regulation of transcription by RNA polymerase II
Cellular component (GO): nucleus
Molecular function (GO): RNA polymerase II cis-regulatory region sequence-specific DNA binding; DNA-binding transcription factor activity, RNA polymerase II-specific
Source: RefSeq, a predicted model, not a curated record
CCCGAAUCCAAAAUAAAUAGCAUGCUUUCUGGAGGCUUAGCUGCCGGAGCUCUACAGAUUUAUUGCGCCUUGCUCCUCGGAGGGCUGAUCGCAUGCAUGCGGCCGGUCCAGCCCCGACUCUGGUCCGGCCUCCCUCUCACGUUACAGCCUAUUUAUAACGGAUCCCGGCCCGCUCCCUCCUCACUGCGCUCUCCCCCUCUUGCCUGCUCCGCUGUCCCGUCAUCCAAGAAGCUGCUCACCGGCGGACGCGUGAGGUCUGUGUCCUGGCCCCCGCGCAGCCUGCCGGCCAGCUGCAUGCCCGGGGAUACGGCUGGAUCUUCCUGCCAGUGCCGUGUGCAGCUCUUGUGCCAUCCCGUCAGCGGGAGGGGGGGGAGAUCUGGGCGCUCGGGGCAAGGCCUCAGCGGGACCCUGAGCUGUCUCACCUCUGGCGCCGCUCUACUCCACCUCCUGCUCACAUAGGGGCCCCGCUGCUGUUCCAGCUACGGCCCCUCAUCUCUGCAGCUGCUCUCCCUAGGUGGGUGUCAUGGAUCACAGUCUGUUUGGCUGCCUGCGCAGCCCCCAUGCUCCGGCACCCGCGCAGGCCCUGCAUCCAGCCUUCGCCCAGUUUGGCCGUUCCGAACACGUCUCAUACCCGGACCUGCAGGGGUCGUCGCCGCCUUGCACUGUGCCGGGUUACCCGGUCGAUGGGGGGGUCUUCAGCGGUGCCCCCCACCGCAGCCAGCUUCAUCCGCCUCAGCACCAACAUCCACCCGGUUGGCACUUACCGCAGAUGACCUCCCCGCCACCAGUUGGCGCCAGGCACGGACUCUGCCUCCUGCCCCCUUCCUCCGGCUCUCCGGAGCUGUGUGCCAGCGCGGGCGGCAGCCCCCCAACCGGGCCAUCCUGCACGCCGGGGGAUCUUGGCCCACGGACAAUGUCCCCAGCUGACCUGGACAGGAGGGCCGCCAAGCUGAAAAAUGACAGCUCAGACUCCCAGGAUGGGAAUUACAAGAGUGAGGCGAACAGUAAGCCCAGAAAGGAGCGGACGGCGUUCACCAAGGAGCAGAUCCGGGAGCUGGAGUCCGAAUUCUCCCACCACAACUAUCUGACGCGGCUGCGGCGCUACGAGAUAGCCGUGAACCUGGACCUCACCGAGAGACAGGUGAAGGUCUGGUUCCAGAACAGGAGGAUGAAGUGGAAGCGGGUGAAAGGAGGGCAGCAGGGGGCGCUGGCGCGCGAGAAGGAACUGGGCAAUGUGCAGAAGGGCACCCUGCUGCCCUCUGAGUUUUCCGGCAUCGCCGGCAUGCACCGCUCCGGGGAUUCCCUCACCAACGACGACAGCCGUGACAGCGACCAGAGUUCGGAGCACGCACAUUUAUGACGCUGCACAGGCCCGGCCCUCUGCUCGCAGACUCUGCCUCCUAACUCAGGACCCGGUGACACAUCCAUCCGCCUGGCGAUCUGGACGGCGGCUGAAAUGAUAACGAAUGAAGCGUCCAACAAAGUCACUUUGAAAAGGCAUCUGCUUGUGAGCAAAAUCCACCCCAAAAACGUCUUAAAUGUAGGUUUUGAUUAGGCCAAAGCGUUGAGAACAUUCCUUGUGGAGGCCAAUGGGUAGGUAGGUGGGGGGGGGGGGGCUACCUGGGUUUGUACUUUAAUUUUCCUCAUUAAUUUCUGCCGUUUGCACCAGCACAAGUUCAUCGCAUUCUGAAUAAAAAUCAGCAAACACUCACUCAGUUAAAUGUACUUUAUUAUGUAAAUAAUUCACAAUUUUCUUACCCUCUGUCUGCAGAUUUCUUAUGUACAAAGCACAUCUCCUGCAUCGUGUGAUAUAUAUUCAAAAAAUAUCUCUGGCCCCUUGGGAAAUAGAUGGAAUGUUUUUUUUACAUACGUCUCGCCAGGUUUCGUUUCUGAAUUGAGCAGGAAAGAGUUUCUACAAACUAACACAUCUCACUUGUCGCAUGAAAGGGAUUUUCUGCUCACCUGAAGGGAUUGUAUGGCUCCAGAAGAUUGACACGAACCUACGGUUUGACUGAUGGACUGAGGCUCCCCCAGGGAGACUUUACUGGCCCCCCAUCAGUUGUCACCAUGUAUAAACCAUUUAUAAAGGGCCAUUCCUUCCCGCCUGAAUACCGUUCCGGUAUUCCAGAACUUUCCCUCCCCCCUGGCAAACCUUCUGACCUCUGUACAGCCAGGACUAGCCCUCAAGCAUCAGGAAGUAAAUCAUACCACAUUUAAAAAAUCAUUAUAUUCUCUCAAUAAAUCGUUAUCAUUCCUA